Cladocopium goreaui is the source of this 1121-nucleotide messenger RNA. The record is from the annotation of a GenBank genome assembly. NCBI's taxonomy places the organism in Eukaryota, Dinophyceae, Suessiales, Symbiodiniaceae.
AUGAAUUCCCCCGACAACGGGGUACAUGAAUGUCAAUCACGUAUUCCAAAAAAACACGGCCUGCAUAGAGACAACAGUUUUCGCAACAUGGCGGGCAUCGCCAGGGUUUGCCAAGCUUGCUUGCGACCGCGGGUGUCGCAAUUUUCGCUUGUGCCGACAGGCCGAGCCGGAUUUGCCACUUGUGCCUUUACGGUACCAAGCCGAGGGCCCACACCAGAACAAACCCUUUUUGUCGCUGGCCUGAACGAAGGCAAAUUCUUUGGUCAGGACAGCGCUGAAGAAACGCUGAAAUUGGUGGAACGUGUGGCGCAGCAUAGUCCAGAGUAUACUUUGCUUUUUGGGAUCUCAGAUCGGAGACUUGCAGAACUAGAGCAAGACAACAAAGUGAAGCAAGGAAGGCUUACGCCAAGCCGGGAUCUAGAAGGACGAUUGCAUUGUGAAAUGGUUCCAGUUUUGCAGGCUGGGAUGGUGGAUAAGCGACCCAGAAAGCACGUGGGCAGAUCUGUUUUCACAGAUCAGGUUCACGUCGCUUGGCUGCUGUGGAAGAAUCCUCAAGAAGCACGAAAAGUGUAUUGGGCUUUCUGGCGGCAGCGGCAUUACAAGGAUGCGGAGGCGCGAUCCUUCUGGGCCAAACAUUUUCCAGUCUCGUCCUAUGGUUACUUCGAGGAGCGCGCUCACAUCAUUGCCAUCCGCGCGACGGAGCACAUGAUGGCCUUGCGAAAGCAGUUUGAUGUUGGUGGCACUGCAGAAUCUUCCAGCCCAGAGCCAACCAAACCAGACAAUAAGGAGAUGAACAACUCCACUGUUUUGGUUGUGAACAACGACAUUUAUGACCUGGUGGUUCAACAUUUGAAUGACUUUUUGGGCAAGGAUGCGCCUGAGAACUUCAAUUCCCAGGAGUUUGCGCGUAAGCUGCGAGACACCGCUGAGGAGUUGUGCCAGGACAUCAUCGAUCUUACGCCACUACUGGUUUUUGUGUAUGUCAUUCUGCCAUUGCUGAUCUUCCAGUUCUUCUUCAACGCAGGUCAGUACUACUUGAAACAGUCCGGCAUGUUGGAGCAACUCAUGAUGGGCGAAUCCUCUCGGCGGCUGUGAUUUGCGCAACAUUCCCCGGUCCCGCG